CUAGACGUGUCCCGAACAGCGAGGGGGAAGGCAGAGGGAAGGACCAGGUCUCUGGCAGCCUGACUUGCUCUUCCUCACCCUGCCCAAAGAUGUCUGGUGAUCCUUCCCUCGCCGGCGCAAGGCCUGGCGAGGAUCCCGAGUGUGGCAGCUUCCUGGAGGAAAGCAGUGGCGGGGGGGAUGGCAGUGGUGUCCCGGGAGGGGACAGCCCGGUCACGGGGCCGCUGGCUGCAGUGUUGCUGGUUAUGUGCCUCACCGGGGUGGUGGGCAACAUCUACGCAGUGGUGGUGGCCUCUGGCAGGGUGGUGGGUCGCUCAGCAGGCUCCUUAGGGGUCUACGUGAUCAACCUCGCCCUGGCGGACCUCCUGUACCUCUGCACCAUCCCCUUCGUGGUCUGCACCUACUUUGCCCACGACUGGCUCUUCGGGGACGUGGGCUGCAGGCUUUUGCUCAGCCUGGACCUCCUCGCCAUGCACGCCAGCAUCUUCCUCCUGACUGCCAUGAGCCUGGAGAGGUACUGGGCGGUGUCCCGGCCUCUGCGGGCGCGGCGGGCGGGCAGCGCCUGCCGCAAGCUGGCCAGUGCCGCCCUCUGGCUGCUGGCGCUGCUGCUGGCGGCGCCCACCGCGGUGAUGACCCAGCUGCGGGAGGAGGCCGGGCCGCACAAGCGCGUCUGCGUCCCCACCUGGACGCCGGCGGCCUUCCGCCUCUACCUGACCGUGCUCUUCGCCACCGGCGUCCUGGCGCCCGGCGUGGUGCUGGCCGUCGUCUACGCCCGCCUGGCCCGGGCCUACCGCUCCUCCGCACGGCGCCCGGGGCUGCCGGCGGCCGGCCGGGCCCCCGCCCGCCGGCUCUUCUCCGGGAUCGCUGCCGUCGUGGCGGCCUAUUGGGCCUGCUUCCUCCCCUUCUGGGCCUGGCAGCUGGCCGGGCUGUACCGGGGCGAGGGGCUGGGCAUGGGCCCCACCGCCCAGGCCUACCUCAACUUCGGUGUCACCUGCCUGGCCUACGGCAACAGCUGCGUCAACCCCUUCCUCUACACCCUGCUCGCCGGCAGCUCCCGCCGGCGCCCCGGCCGCAGCGAGAGGAGCGCGGCGCGGCCCCCGGCACCCUGCCGGGAGGCGGCGGGGGGACCCGGGGGAGGCCACGGUGUCCCCCUGGCUUUCGGGGAGUCGCGGGGGUCAGUGGGGGGAGCAGCGGCCCAGGUUGGGAAUGUCUCCCAGCCUCUGGCCGGGUCAAAGUGA
Apus apus (common swift) is the source of this 1235-nucleotide messenger RNA. RefSeq names its product urotensin-2 receptor-like. Bases 90 to 1235 code for a protein of 381 amino acids. Gene Ontology annotation, molecular function: urotensin II receptor activity. Gene Ontology annotation, cellular component: membrane. NCBI's taxonomy places the organism in Eukaryota, Metazoa, Chordata, Aves, Apodiformes, Apodidae. Gene Ontology annotation, biological process: neuropeptide signaling pathway. The record is from RefSeq and is a predicted model, not a curated record. The transcript has a single exon.